AUGCAGGCGUCAAAUAGAUUUGCCGACGCCGAAACCUCGAGCUUAGCAGAUGUGAAGAGAGCUCUUCUACUGGAAAUCUCUGAAAGGAAACCCAAUAAGGAACAGGAAUCAAUUAUAGACAUGUCAGUUAGAGUGGUCGGCUCUGCAGAACCUGAGAUUUACUCGAAUCCUUCUUCUACAAUCGUUACAUGGCUCCAAAUAUUAUUUGCAUCUUCAGUCACAGACGCAGAGCGCAGUCUACGUAAUUCUGAACAUACUCCUCCUUGCAUCAUUUCCGACUUCCUUCUACGAACGCCCAUGUCUCGUAUGGAGCUUCAUAGCCAGCUCAAACUUUGGGAAUCUUCAAUUGGAAGUAUAGGACAUCAGUAUCAUCGAAAACAGUCGCACAUUAUCAACAUCAUCACUCAUUUAUGUUACUAUUGCGUGCAUUACGACCCCUCUUACAUUUAUGACCUCAUGAAACACAGUCUCCGCUAUUUUACAUCAGGGGCCUCAGGAAUCACCUAUAAACUUUUCAACCCACAGCAGACUAACAAGCUUCUAUGGACUUUGUCGUCAUUUCUCAUGCAGACGUCAGUGCCUUCAAGCCAAACAUCUAUGUCUAUUAUUCGUGCACAAGAGCUUUUGGUUAAGCACAUCACACAUCAGGAACUCUCUCAGCUUGGUUUCAUGGCCAUUGUCACAUCGCUUCGUUUAGUCGAUGUAAAAAAAGCUCAGAAACUACUUGAUCAUGCAAAGGCACAAUUUCCAGAACCGAUAGCAGAGACGCAUAUAGCCAGCAUUUAUUUAUCUGUCACGACAGAACAACUCUUGCAUAAUUUCAAUUUGGGAGUGUCCCACUUUGAAUCAUCUGCCACUUUGUGGCUUGCAUUUAUCACCAAACUCAAUGAGUUUGGUCUCCUAUCAGAGCAACGAUCGCAUAAAAUUUUGAAGCAGCUUGUAAACAGGCUGGACAGGCUAAUCAUAUCAAAACAGAUCAUUAUCAUGCUUCUUCAACCAAUUAAAACAACUUCGGGCAUAGAACAGUUUAUCGAACAACUCCAGAGUGCUCGUAUGUUCAAUAAUUACCGAGGCAUCAUUCACAACAGGUAUCUCCAUAUACUAUAUCAAAAUAGUGACGGCAAGUCCUUAAGGAAACCGUAUCUUGAUGGAAUUUGCACCUCGUCGUCCAAUCUUGAGUGUGCUCGUCUGUUGUAUAGUUUCAUGAAGAGAAAGACCGUUGGGAAUGUCGGAGUAAUGCUUGCGGGCGAAAGCACAUACCAGGCAGAAAACCUCUAUGAGCUAUACCAAGAGGAAUUGGGAAUGAAAUCACCAGACGAGAAUUGUUUAGUUGCUCUCAUAAAAGCGGCCACAAAAAAGUACCUGGAUGAACGUCGUCUAUGGUGGAAUAACUUCCACGCUUCUCAGAUCGCUGUGUACGAGUUCAAAAUGAAUGUGAGUGAAACUCAUGAUGAUACCAAGAUCAUGCCGUCCAACAAAACGUGGCAGCUGUACGUCACGCUACUUAGAGACUGUGACUACACUGCCGAGCUUUCAGAGAUUCUUCGGUGGUGGGAGCAGCUUCACUUUGUGCCCGAGAGAGACACUUUGUUGAUGCUACUCAAGGCACUCCCACUGCCCUUCGCACAGCGUCACAUUAAGCACUGGCGAAGUGUGCCCGACUCCUCGUCAAGCCUCAAAGACUGGCCAUGGCCUAGUGAUGAAGAACUCACUGUCUAG
Candidozyma auris is the source of this 1719-nucleotide messenger RNA. RefSeq lists its product as uncharacterized. The transcript has a single exon. The record is from RefSeq and is a predicted model, not a curated record. NCBI's taxonomy places the organism in Eukaryota, Fungi, Ascomycota, Pichiomycetes, Serinales, Metschnikowiaceae. Bases 1 to 1719 code for a protein of 572 amino acids.